AUGACGCCGCCAAACGAUGAAGCAAUGAAGCAGUGGAUGAACGACCGAAGAAGUGGAAGACACCUGGGCGAGAUGCCACCAGAGUCUAAGUAUGUUCCCUCAGCGUGGCCCCUGCUGGAGUGUCUACAACCGCCAGACCCGGAACAUGGGACCGAGGAAAAGACGCGACAAUACACCGAAGCAGUACGCUUCCGAGCGCGAGUACUCAGGCAAUGGCAGAAAAACCUCACGCGGGCAGAACGCGAAAAACGUCCAUCGCCCGGACUGAGCAAUUACGAGAAACGGGUAGCGAUGCAGAAGCGAUCAAAGAAGGGAAAGGAUCGGCUUGGCUUUCGCACCAGGUCACGAAAGAAAAGGCACGCCAAGCGUCCAUUGAGGUCCUGGAGUUCCGUAAACGGAAAGCCACCGACAAAACCAGCCGAAGACCGCGGAAAAGAAGACGAUGAUAACAAAGGGGAGAAGGAGCAGGCGCCGCAAGUGAUCGAUAUCAUUCAAGACGAUCAGCAAAGAAGAGAAGGAUCAGGAGCCGCAAGUGAUCGAUGUCACCCAAGACGACAGCGAAGAAGAGAGAGAAUCACGACGACAGGACUUCAGUGUCAUCGUUUGAUGUAA
Molecule: messenger RNA, 612 nt
Organism: Peronospora belbahrii
Lineage: Eukaryota; Oomycota; Peronosporomycetes; Peronosporales; Peronosporaceae
Source: the annotation of a GenBank genome assembly